Naegleria fowleri is the source of this 1752-nucleotide messenger RNA. RefSeq lists its product as uncharacterized. Gene Ontology annotation, biological process: gluconeogenesis. The record is from RefSeq and is a predicted model, not a curated record. Lineage: Eukaryota; Heterolobosea; Eutetramitea; Acrasida; Naegleriidae. Bases 1 to 1752 code for a protein of 583 amino acids. The transcript has a single exon. Gene Ontology annotation, cellular component: cytosol. Gene Ontology annotation, molecular function: ATP binding; phosphoenolpyruvate carboxykinase (ATP) activity.
AUGUCCAAUCUUGCCAAACAUCUCCAACCACACGGUACCACUGAUUCAUCCUUGUUGAAUGGUCAUCAAUUCCAUCGUAAUGAUCCAGAAUACUACUCGAGUGAUGAAGACAGUGUUCAUCAAGAGUUGGAAAGCUACGGAAUCACUACCCGUAGAAUUUAUCACAAUGCAUCCGUUCCAGUUCUCUAUGAACAAGCCUUGAAGAACGAAAAGGGAACUGCACUCACUUGCACGGGUGCUUUGGUUGCCUUUUCAGGCACUAAGACUGGUCGUUCUCCAAAGGAUAAGCGUAUUGUUGAAGAAGAAACCUCAAAGAAUGAUGUCUGGUUCGGACCAGUCAAUAUUCCACUCUCUGAAGACUCCUUCAUGGUCAAUCGGGAACGUGCGGUGGACUAUUUGAAUACUCGUGAACAAUUAUAUGUCUUUGAUGGAUUUGCAGGAUGGGAUAAAAAGUACCGUAUCAAGAUUAGAGUCAUCUCUACAAGAGCCUAUCAUGCUCUCUUUAUGAGAAAUAUGCUCAUUCGUCCAACUCCACAAGAAUUGAUGGACUUUGGCGAGCCUGAUUACAUUAUUUACAAUGCAGGUGAAUUUCCCGCCAAUCGUUACACCAAAGGCAUGACCUCUCCAUGCAGCAUUUCGAUUAACUUUAAGAGACGUGAAAUGGUCAUUCUCGGAUCUCAAUAUGCUGGUGAAAUGAAGAAGGGAGUCUUUACCAUUAUGCACUAUUUGAUGCCUAAACAAGGUGUAUUGUCCCUUCACUCCUCAUGCAAUGAAGGUAAAGAUGGAACUGUAUCACUCUUCUUUGGUUUGAGUGGUACUGGUAAGACCACUUUGAGUGCUGAUCCUAAUCGUUAUCUCAUUGGUGAUGAUGAACAUGUAUGGACGGAGGAAGGUGUCUUUAAUAUUGAAGGUGGUUGUUAUGCCAAGUGUAUUGGUUUGAAACGAGAGACUGAACCCGAAAUUUACGAUGCCUUACACUUUGGAAGUGUUUUGGAAAAUGUUGUGAUGGAUGAAGUGACCCGCCAAGUUGAGUACGAAAGUUCAGAAAUUACUGAAAAUACUCGUGCUUGUUAUCCAUUGGAAUUUAUUCCAAAUGCAAAGAUUCCAGCAAUUACUGGACAUCCAAACAAUAUCAUUUUGUUGACUUGUGAUGCAUUUGGUGUUUUGCCUCCAGUCUCCAAACUCACCAUUCCACAAACCAUGUAUCACUUUAUUUCAGGAUAUACUGCCAAAGUUGCAGGUACUGAAGUGGGUGUCACUGAACCUCAAGCCACAUUCUCUGCUUGCUUUGGCGAACCAUUCUUGGUGUUGCAUCCUACUCGUUAUGCUGAAAUGUUGGCUGAUAAAUUGAAGAAACACUCUUGCACUGCAUGGUUGGUGAACACUGGAUGGGUGGGUGGUAGUGCUGGAUCUAAAUCCAAGGUGCGUGGUAAGAGAUGUCCACUCAAAUACACUCGUGCCAUUAUUGAUGCGAUUCACAAUGGAGAAUUGGCAAAACAACCAACUGUUGAAAUGGAAAUCUUUGGUUUGCACAUUCCAACCAAGUGUACUGGUGUUCCUGAUGAAUUGCUCAUUCCAAAGAAUGCAUGGCCUGAUAAGGAACUUUAUAAUGAUGAAUUGAACAAGUUGUGUUUGUUGUUCAACAAGAACUUUAGUGCCUAUGCGGAUAAGGCCUCUGAAGAGGUGAUUCAAGCUGGUCCAAAGAGUAAUACGACCAAACAAUUUGAUGUCAAGGUGACUCGUGAGGCAUAA